Verticillium dahliae VdLs.17 is the source of this 198-nucleotide messenger RNA. RefSeq lists its product as uncharacterized. The transcript is spliced from 4 exons. Bases 1 to 198 code for a protein of 65 amino acids. The record is from RefSeq and is a predicted model, not a curated record. Lineage: Eukaryota; Fungi; Ascomycota; Sordariomycetes; Glomerellales; Plectosphaerellaceae.
AUGUCUGCCUCUCUUGCGCCCGAGUGCAACGAGGUCAAGGAGCGAUACGACACGUGCUUUCUGAAGUGGUACAGCGAAAAGUACCUGCGAGGCGUUGGCGCCGACAACAAUGAGUGCGCGGAUCUCUUCAAGAGCUACCAAAAGUGCUUGACGGUUGCGAUCAAGGAGCGCGGCAUCGACAAGCUGGACGGCACGUAG